AUGGUUUUCUUGUCUUGUUCCCAGCCCCUUCGCUACGUUGUUAUGCCCAAACACUCUGACAGGAAAUGCCAUGUGAUGAAAACCCUGAAACAUCAGGCGCUAAGGCUGAGGAUGAAACAAACCAGUUCUCUUUGGGUGCCUUCAAAGCAUAUGUUUCCUGUCUUGUGGGGCAAGAAGCUAUCAGUCGCCAGUGAAGGAUGCAUUUUCCAGCCUAAGUUGUUCUCAACUUGCUCUUUUGAUGAUGCAAUUCUUGGAAGCAGCUUGGUUUCGCAGUGCCUGGAUUCGCAAGAGACCUUCGUUGCUACAGAACAUUAA
Molecule: messenger RNA, 315 nt
Organism: Durusdinium trenchii
Lineage: Eukaryota; Dinophyceae; Suessiales; Symbiodiniaceae
Source: the annotation of a GenBank genome assembly